UACAGUCUUCGAUCUCAUCUUUGACCAGACAACAUUGAUUUUUAUCUCUUCUCAUUUAUUCAAAUUGUUAGAUUUUCGCUAAUAUCAAUAGAUUUUCUUUUAGUAUUAAUUUACAAUUCUUAAAAAUUAUCAAAAUUGAUUUAUAAUUUGUGAUUUAAGAAGUAAAUAUUAAAUUAAAUAUGAAUUUAUUUACUCUUCAAAUUAACCAGAUAUCCCGAAAAAUAUAUAACAAAAAAUAUUUAAGUAAAUGUAUAAUACGAUUGAAUCAUAAUCCUGGACCUUUAUCCCAAUUUACAGAUGAAGAAAUUUUAAUGAAAGAAAGCGUUAAUAAAUUAGCAAAAGAGGAAAUUGCUCCGCUUGUACGUAAAAUGGAAAAAGAAAGCAAAAUAGAUGAAGGAUUAAUACGAAAGCUUUUUGAAAAUGGUUUAAUGGGUAUUGAAAUACCAGAAAAAUACGGUGGUUCUGGAUGUAACUUCAUGACAACAAUUUUAAGUGUCGAAGAAGUUGCCAAAGUUGAUGGAUCUGUGGCAGCUCUAAUAGACAUUCAUAACACUUUAGUAAAUUCAUUAAUUAAGAAAGUUGCUACGGAAGAACAAAAAAAAAGAUAUCUACCAAGAUUAGCUCAAGAUUACGCGGGAAGCUUUUGUCUUACGGAACCUGGUUCAGGAUCAGACGCUUUUUCUUUAAAAACUAUAGCAAAAAAAGAUGGAUCCGAUUAUGUGAUAAGUGGAACAAAAAUGUGGAUUUCAAACUCCGAUAUUGCAGAAUUAUUUUUAGUUUUCGCAAAUGCAAAUCCUUCCGCUGGAUAUCGUGGUAUUACAACAUUUUUUGUAGAACGAGAUACACCUGGAUUGACAAUAGCCAAACCAGAAGAUAAAUUAGGAAUUAAAGCAUCGGGUACAUGUAUGAUUCACUUCGACAAUGUCAGAGUGCCUGAAGAUAAUAUUUUAGGACAUUUUGGGCAUGGAUAUAAAUAUGCCGCUGGAUUUUUAAAUGAAGGACGAAUUGGUAUCGGAGCUCAAAUGAUUGGUAUAGCACAAGGUUGCUUGGAUGCUACAAUACCAUAUACAUUAGAAAGAAAACAAUUUGGGAAAGAUAUAUUUUCAUUUCAAUCUAUGCAACAUCAAAUCGCACAAGUAGUUACUGAACUUGAAUCUGCCAGAUUAUUGGUUUACAAUGCAGCCAGAUUAGUCGAUAUAAAAAAAGAUGUAAUGAAAGAGGCUGCUAUGGCGAAAUUCGUUGCAUCGGAAACGGCUUUGCGUGUUACUGCAAAAUGUAUUGACUUUAUGGGUGGAGUAGGAUUUACAACUGAUUUUCCCCAAGAAAAAUAUUUCAGAGAUUCGAAAAUCGGUACGAUUUAUGAAGGAACCAGUAAUAUGCAAUUAUCAACAAUAGCCAAAUGUAUUCGUAAAGAAUAUUCAUAAAUAUUAUAAUUAAUUAAGAUUUAUUUUAUAUUUUUUAACAGUACUUUUUAUACUUUUUUGUAAUUGUUUCAUUUUUUACUAUUUUGUUUAUUAAUAAAUCUAUAUUAAUCUAA
This is a messenger RNA of Apis mellifera (honey bee), 1537 nucleotides long. RefSeq names its product short/branched chain specific acyl-CoA dehydrogenase, mitochondrial. The record is from RefSeq and is a predicted model, not a curated record. The transcript has 9 exons. The coding region runs from base 180 to 1424 and encodes 414 amino acids. Gene Ontology annotation, cellular component: mitochondrion. Gene Ontology annotation, molecular function: acyl-CoA dehydrogenase activity; flavin adenine dinucleotide binding. NCBI's taxonomy places the organism in Eukaryota, Metazoa, Arthropoda, Insecta, Hymenoptera, Apidae.